Beta vulgaris subsp. vulgaris (sugar beet) is the source of this 756-nucleotide messenger RNA. RefSeq lists its product as uncharacterized. Gene Ontology annotation, molecular function: catalytic activity. The coding region runs from base 1 to 756 and encodes 251 amino acids. The transcript has a single exon. NCBI's taxonomy places the organism in Eukaryota, Viridiplantae, Streptophyta, Magnoliopsida, Caryophyllales, Amaranthaceae. The record is from RefSeq and is a predicted model, not a curated record.
AUGGAAGGAAUGGUGGUGAGGGAAAAUUUUCAAUGCCUUCUCAUAAAUAUUUAUAACUCCUGUGAUGCUUCGACUAGAUCAGACACAUGGAACCAUAUAGAGGAUUUUUGCAGAAACUCACACUUACCUCUUCUAAUAGCGGGGGAUUUCAAUGAGGUACUAUCUUCCCAAGAUCGAGGCAGCCGGAUAAUAGAUGAAACUAGUGCCGGAAAAUUCAGGCAAUUCAUAACCAACCUUCAUCUUACUGAAAUCACACCCUCCAAUGGAUACUUUACAUGGUUUAGGGGUCAAUCAAAAUCAAAGCUGGAUAGAAUUCUUGUCCAACCAGAUUGGAUUCUGAAAUUCUCAUUCCUUAAUGCCUCCAUCCUCAAAAGGAGUAUCUCGGAUCAUUGCCCUCUUGUACUGAAGUCGCAAUCUAAGGACCGGGGACCGAAACCUUUCAGAUUUCUUGACAUGUGGCUCACCCACAAGGAUUGCCUGAUCCUUACUAGGAAAGUAUGGGAAGAUUCGAAGGGAUUCACAAUUUCAGAGAAGUUUAAAGCUGUCAGAAAAGAGUUGAAAGUAUGGAACCAGUCAAAAUUUGGGAAUCUAGAAACCAAUAUCUCUCAAUUAGAAGACGAAAUUCACAAAUGGGAUACUGUUGCCAACACGAGAAACCUAUCGGUUGAUGAACUGAGUCUCAGAUCCAAGGCCCAACUGGAUUUAUGGGAUUGGAUCAAACGCAAGGAAAUUCACUGGCCCAGAACUCUCGUAUAA